Messenger RNA from Ixodes scapularis (black-legged tick), 477 nucleotides. RefSeq lists its product as uncharacterized. NCBI's taxonomy places the organism in Eukaryota, Metazoa, Arthropoda, Arachnida, Ixodida, Ixodidae. The record is from RefSeq and is a predicted model, not a curated record. The transcript is spliced from 6 exons. Bases 1 to 477 code for a protein of 158 amino acids.
AUGCUGUUGCUAAAACUCACGCUCGUUAUUCUGAUUUCGGCGAUUGGUGAGAGGACAAUGUGUUCAGAUUCUGGCCCAGCUCUACAAGCGAAAGAAAAGGAAAAGGAACUCGAAUCCCUGCUUCAAGGAUCGUUGAUAACUGAAUCUUCUGAUGGGUGCACCUAUCAGUUAUUACCCUAUUUUGAGAACGAAAUGGAUAAUGGUUUCCUGUACGUAAAUUGUACAAAAUCUUGCCCGGAGGGACAACAUGAAACUGCUGUGACUGGAAACGAAUGUGUCGUAACGGCGACGCCUUCAAAGAACGAUGAAGUUGACGUUACAGUGGGAUCUUGUGAUGGCGGAUCCUGCAAACCUGGCUCCAAGCAUAUUACUGUGUCGCUAUCGGACGACGAAGAGGAGGAAGAAGCAUGGGAUUUCCUCGAGCUCGCUUUCUGCAAAGGAAAAAUCCCUCAUCAUCAUUACUAUAUUCAUUAUUAA